Molecule: messenger RNA, 552 nt
Organism: Colletotrichum godetiae
Lineage: Eukaryota; Fungi; Ascomycota; Sordariomycetes; Glomerellales; Glomerellaceae
Exons: 3
Coding region: 1-552 (183 amino acids)
Source: RefSeq, a predicted model, not a curated record
AUGGAAGAUAAUGCGACGCCCUUCGCAUCAGCCCCUGGCCUUCAGUUCGCUGAAACCAACGUCCUUCGUCACCCUAUUAUUCGACCUCUUCUCGAAUCCCUCCUCGAAACAUCAAGUCUAGGACUUUACAGGUCUUUGGGGCCCUCCCCCUUCGAUUACGUAUUCAACAGCGACCCAGGACAUGAGGUGGAAAUCAUCAUGGUCAUGAUAUGGAGCCCAGGCUCCAAAUUUACAUACUGGGCUGGUUCGCAUCGUCACUGGCUUGAACCUAUUGAAGCAGCAAACUCUCUGCUGCAGGUCACCCGCGCACGCCUGCAAUCCAGCGGCAGUACGCCGGUUGAGACAACAUUUGAGAAGGGUGGCUUCGCUGUGAUUGAUGCGAGGACUGCGUUUCAGAUCACUGCCGGCACGGCCAUCACGUUUGCAUUCGGGAAAGAGGAUGCAGCCAAGCUGUGGAGACCAAUGCAGUUGCCACGAUCUCUCGAACACCACGUAACGAGCAUGGAAAGUCGAACAGUCCGGAUUAAUGUAACAUAUGCUGAAGAGGGCUGA